UUCGUGAAAGCGAGCUAUUUUUUACAUCCAUCUAACUUGCGAGAUUAUUAUAGCCUGAUUUUUUGAUUAAAUAUUCUUCAUUCUAUAUAUGCUAUUGUUAUGCAUCUUAUGUUACACACUUAUGAAAUAUGUAAACAUGGUUGCAUAGGUACAUUUUAUACAAAAAUAUCUUAGUUGCAUAAUAAAUAUAAUAUUUCCCAAGGGAAAGAUUACUUACGUAAUAAUUUUUAAAUAAAUGUAAAUGCAUAUAAUGGGAUAGUUGCAAUAAUUUGUUUGUAUAUUGCAUAAGACAGUUCCUUAAGUAUGAUGGUCUGUGGGGCUUUACGUUAACCUCAAAAAACAUAACCUAAUGAUUCUUUGUUAUUGAAACUCGUUAAAUACAUUUUGUUAGUUGACCUGCCUUUUAAGUAUUACUCUACUUUAAAAGUUAUUCUUUGACAAUGGCGGAAGACAAGAUAGGAAAUAUGGAAGAACAAGCGCUAAAAAGGCGUGAAAAACUACUUCAAUUAAAACGCAAACGAGAAGGCAAAACCGAUGAACCAAACGCCGAACAAAAAGCAACAGAUGAAAAACUACCCAAGCCAAAAUUCCGAAGCUACAAACCUGCAGAUGAGUCCUUGGAGGAGCACGUUUUGCCUAGCACAAAACCAGGAGAUGUCGGAGCCCAAGUCAAGGAUCAGUUGGAAUCGGCCAAAUCGGAGACGGUUAUCGACCAGUUGGAUUUGUCCACUCUGGCACCAAGGAAGCCUGAUUGGGACUUGAAGAGGGACGUGGCCAAGAAGCUGGAAAAGCUGGAGAGGCAAACACAAAAAGCAAUUGCCGAACUCAUCAGAGACCGGUUUAAACAAGGGCAUGAGGAUCUUGCUGCUGUGGUUACCAUUGGAGCUGAUGCUGGUGGAAAUGAGCCUUAAACAAUGGGAAUUUGUUUUGAUCACCACCAAAAAAAUAUUUUAAUUGUUUAAGUAUUUAUAUGUAUAUUUUUGUAUGUGGAUACUUAGGUAAUUUAUAAGGACUUAAAAAUAAAUAAAUCUUUUUUACCGUU
This is a messenger RNA of Aethina tumida (small hive beetle), 1042 nucleotides long. Its product is annotated as coiled-coil domain-containing protein 12. The record is from RefSeq and is a predicted model, not a curated record. The transcript has a single exon. NCBI's taxonomy places the organism in Eukaryota, Metazoa, Arthropoda, Insecta, Coleoptera, Nitidulidae. Gene Ontology annotation, cellular component: U2-type spliceosomal complex; post-mRNA release spliceosomal complex. Bases 441 to 911 code for a protein of 156 amino acids.